AUGACUGGAGGAUCAUGCGGAGAAGUUGUUCGUUCUAUACUUCGUUCACAUUGUGAUGGCUCGGAAACGGACAUCGACUACGUGGAGCUCUUCCUGGAUUUCGAAAACGCAGUACCUCGAGAUGAUGAGCGAUAUCUAUUUGAUCUUUCGGAGAAAAUAAUAAACCAGUGCACUGAAGUGUUGAGCGAUGUGAAAUGUUAUGGCAAAGGAGCAACUGAAGAAAUACGACAGUCACUUCAGAAUCCACAUGACUUAUCUUUAAGAGAUGUAACCGUAAAUGUCGUUGAAGACUGCGUUGCGCGGAUCCGGUGUUAUUUUGAACUGUCACUCCGGAUAGAAAAGCUAGUUCCGGAGUUACUGUGGGAUUUGUGCUCUGGUCCUCUUCCUCCUGAGGACCAACUUGACAGGAAACAAUCGCUAGCGCGCCAAUUUGCACGUCUGAUUGAUUUCAUUUUGGAUUUUGAUGCUGUCAAGAUGUGUACGCCUGCACUUCAAAACGAUUUCAGUCACUACCGUCGUAGCAUUGGCCUGGGUUUACUAGGGACCACUGCGACGGAUGUGGAAUUGGGAAAUUCAAUUUCUCUGUUUCUUGCUGCCUCGACACCAAUGCUUUCGAGUUUGAGCUCUGCCACAAUGGAAUUUGUUCGAUCACAUCCAACACUUCCUAUAGGGAACACUACAGAUACUUUGGCCACUAUUAUUAGCGUUUGUCGAUACAUGGUGGAAUCACCCGAUGUAUCCUCUCGCAUGACGGAAACAACACGUCUCUUCUGUGUACGGGUGAUGGUCGGCUGUUUAAUACUUUACGACCAUAUAGACGAUAAUGGAGCUUUUGUACGAGAGUCUCCUAUCAACUUACGCGCAGUUGUCAACGUCGUGAGGGAACAGACACAACCACCUCAGACUGACGCUCUUCUCAACGCCAUUCGCUACACUUCCAAACACUUCUCUCAACCUACAACACCAAAGAAUGUUUAUCGGAGAUCGGUGCUUAUUAUAUCCCGUUACGCUCGUUGUAUUCUACUGCUUCGUACCUAUUAA
This is a messenger RNA of Necator americanus (New World hookworm), 1041 nucleotides long. RefSeq lists its product as uncharacterized. The record is from RefSeq and is a predicted model, not a curated record. Bases 1 to 1041 code for a protein of 346 amino acids. Lineage: Eukaryota; Metazoa; Nematoda; Chromadorea; Rhabditida; Ancylostomatidae. The transcript is spliced from 9 exons. Gene Ontology annotation, biological process: regulation of actin filament polymerization. Gene Ontology annotation, molecular function: small GTPase binding.